Molecule: messenger RNA, 1789 nt
Organism: Medicago truncatula (barrel medic)
Lineage: Eukaryota; Viridiplantae; Streptophyta; Magnoliopsida; Fabales; Fabaceae
Exons: 3
Coding region: 224-1666 (480 amino acids)
Molecular function (GO): protein binding
Source: RefSeq, a predicted model, not a curated record
CUUGAUUUUAAUUUGGCACGUAUAAGCUGAUUCAUUUCUCCUCUUUUAGAGGCAAUAACAAAGGUUUCUUUCCUGUUCUCGUUCUCAUUGCCGCGUCCCCAUUUAUUUUCCUUCCUUUUAUAUUUCUUGAUCUCAAUGUUAAAUAGCCAUUUAGGUUUCCGAAAAGAAUCAAACAAACACAAACAGUGUUUUGAGAUUGAAAUCUUUCUCUCAUAUAACAAAAAUGGCUAUCACUGCGUCUACUCCCCAUUCCAAUGCCACAAAAAUCAAACACUGGUUGUGGCAUACAGACAGUCAGAUUGUUAAGAGAAAUAUCAAAGAUGCACGAACCCUUAUUGCUACGCAAAAGCCAAUCGAAAUUAAUUUGGCUUUGAGUCUUCUUGAUGAGGCUUUGGCUAUAUCUCCAUGCUCUGAUCAAGCCCUUGAGCUUCGAGCGAGGUCUCUACUAUGUCUGAGAAGGUUCAAGGAUGUUGCAGAUAUGCUUCAAGACUAUAUUCCUAAUUUGAAAAUGGCAAAUGAUUCAGGAUCGGAUUCUUGUGUUGCAGAUCAGAAUUUGUUCGAGGGCUUCCCUGAUUUGAUGAAGCGUGUAAUGACUAAUCUCUUCAGAAGUGGCAGUAAUGAAGGAUAUUGGAGAUACUUGGUUUUGGGGGAAGCAUGUUUUCAUUUAGGCCUAUUAGACCAUGCAACAAUUCUUCUCCAAACCGGAAAAAGCCUAGCAAGAACUGCAUUCCGCUGCAGGAGCUCAUCUUGGUCUGAUGAUCGCUUCUCUGAAUGUAACAUAUCGUUCUCCGACGGCACCAUUUCAAGACCACCAACAACCAAACCAUAUCGGAGCCCUAUUUCAAGGCCGCCAACAACCAACCCAUCUCGAAGCACUCAAACUAAAUAUGAAACUAUAAACCAACUCCUUGCAAAGACAAAACUCCAUCUCAGUCAUCGCACCACUGCAAUCACUGCCUUUGAAGCUGGAUUUUACACAGAAGCCAUCCGACACCUCUCAAAAAUCAUAGACAGCUUUGGCACUCCUCAAGCAUUCCUUGCCGAAUGCUACAUGCUAAGAGCCUUAGCGUAUCGUUCUGCUAGUAGAAUUGCUGAUUCAAUAGCUGAUUGUAACAGAACGUUGUCAUUGGACCCCAAAUGUUUCAAUGCUCUUGAAGCUAGAGCAUCCAUUUUAGAAUCUAUUCAUUGUUAUCAUGAUUGCAUUCACGAUCUUGAGCGCUUGAAGUUGUUAUACAACAUGAUUCUUCAUGAUCACGAACUCUUUGAUUCUGCAUGGAAACCCUGCAACAUUCGCUAUGAUGAGAUUCCUAAGAAGAUUAGCACCAUAACCACGAGAAUAGAACAACUCGAACAAAAGAAGGACAAUGCUGAAAUAUUUAAUGUGGAUUACUAUACUUUGAUGGGGUUGCCACAUGGGUGUGAUCAAUCUGAAUUGGAGAGGGCCUAUCUUUUGCUUGAUUUGAGGCAUAAUUCAGAGAUUGCCACAUGUUUCAUCGAACGGUGUGAACUUGAUGAAAAUCAGAAUAUUCAGUUAAUUAAGGAUAGAGCGAGGAUGUUUGCUGAUUUGUUGUAUAAAUUGAUUGAAAAAGGGCAUUCAAGUGUUAGGAAUACAAUUAUGGAAGAAGAAUCCUACGACAAGUUCUUGAAUUGCAAUAAACAAGUAUAGAUAUGUCUUCUCUUAGCACUGAGAAUCCAAUGGCAUUUCAAGAUCUAAGGAUAGCAUGGGCGCUUAAAUUUUGAAUUAUAGGUUAGUAUGGGGACUUUAGGAUGUAUAUUUCUAUCUCUUAUU